Messenger RNA from Rattus rattus (black rat), 3051 nucleotides. It is a transcript of the gene Adgre5, whose product is annotated as adhesion G protein-coupled receptor E5. The transcript is spliced from 20 exons. Gene Ontology annotation, biological process: cell surface receptor signaling pathway; adenylate cyclase-activating G protein-coupled receptor signaling pathway. NCBI's taxonomy places the organism in Eukaryota, Metazoa, Chordata, Mammalia, Rodentia, Muridae. Gene Ontology annotation, molecular function: calcium ion binding; G protein-coupled receptor activity. The record is from RefSeq and is a predicted model, not a curated record. Gene Ontology annotation, cellular component: membrane. The coding region runs from base 72 to 2543 and encodes 823 amino acids.
UGCAUAAAGGCCCAGCCCAGCCGCCCGCCACAGCUCUCUGUCAACCCAGACGCUGUCCGUUCCGCGCCACCAUGAGGGGCGUCAGCUGCCACCUCCUGCUCGUGUUAUGCAUUGUACCGAAUCUCUCAGGAGUUGGAACCCAAAAGGCAUCAGGCUGUGCCAGGUGGUGCCCUCCCAACUCAGAAUGUGAGAGUAACAGAAGUUGUAAGUGCAAGCCAGGCUUCAACUCCUCCUCCGGCAACGCCAGCGGUUUGAUCACUAACCCUGCAGAGAGCUGUGAAGACAUCAACGAGUGUAUACAAACCGAUAAUCUCUGUGGACCGUAUGCCAUGUGUAUGAACUCAGAGGGGAGCUACUACUGCGUCUGCAACCUGGGAUACAAGCUCCUUUCUGGGGCAGAAUCUUUUACUAAUAAGAGUGAGAACACGUGUCAAGCAUCCAUGGACACUGGGAUGAUACCUGUGCCCUCCAGCAUCCACACAGUUCCUACUGCCGGAAAGCUCCCGGAGCAGCCAACUACAGUGCACCCACGGACACAGCUGGGAGACUCAGGAGAAAGGACCCCCAAGGAUGUGAAUGAAUGCACCUCUGGGCAAAACCAGUGCCAUCGGUCCACGCACUGCAUCAACAAGAUGGGCGGCUAUUCUUGCAUCUGUCGCCGAGGCUGGAAACCUGCUCCUGGAUCCCCCAAUGGCCCAGUCAACACAGUGUGCGAAGAUGUGGAUGAGUGCAGUUCUGGCCAACAUCAAUGUCACAGUUCCGCCAUCUGCAAAAAUACCCCGGGCUCCUACAAGUGCCACUGCCCUCAAGGUUGGAUAACAAUUCCUGGGCCUCGUGAUAAGCCAAAUAACACCGUAUGCCAAGAACCACAUUUUCCUACCUGGACGCUGCUGCCCACGGCCCAUAGCCAGACUCUGUUGAAUUUCUCUGUUGAAGUCCAGAAUCUGCUCAGAGACUUCAAUCCAGCCACGGUCAACUACACCAUCCAGGAACUCAUCGAGGCUGUGGACAAACUGCUGGAAAUGCCCAUGGAUAUAGGGACUCAAACCCAACAAGUUGCCACCCAGUUGCUCUCGAACCUGGAGCAAAGCCUUCGGACCUUGGCCCAGUUCUUACCCAAAGGCCCUUUCACCUACAAGUCCCCUUCAGACACUGAACUGGCCCUGAUGGUCAAGGAGCAAGACAGCAAAGAUGUUACCACAGUGCACCACAGCCAAGCUUGGAUGCAGCUGGACUGGGCUGUGACAGCUGGAGCCAAAAGCUCAGAAAACGGUUACUCAGUGGCGGGCAUCCUGUCCAGUCCAAACAUACAAAAGCUGCUGGCCAACACCUCCUUGAACCUGGAGCAGAAGAGGGACACCUUGGAAGACCUCUAUGGAAGCCCGGUUCAGAGUGUCACACUUACGUUCCUCUCGAGCAUCAAUUCCAUCUUUCUGACCAACACGGACACUGAGAAGCUCGCCUCGGAUGUCACAUUCAAGUUCAACCUAACUUCUGUGAAGUCACUUAAGGCACGUGAAGAGCUGAUGUGUGCCUACUGGAAAAGCCAUGACAAUGGGAGUGGGUCCUGGGCCACUGACGGCUGCUCAAUGAAUGACACUGGCUUCUGCCACUGCAACCACCUGACCAGUUUUGCCAUCCUAAUGGCUCAGUACCACGUGCAGGACCCAAGGCUGGAACUGAUCACCAAGGUGGGGUUGCUGCUGUCCCUGGUCUGCCUGCUGCUCUGUAUCCUGACCUUCCUGCUGGUGAAGCCCAUCCAGAGUUCUCGAACCAUGGUGCACCUGCACCUGUGCAUCUGCCUUUUCCUGGGCUCAGUCAUCUUCCUGGUCGGUGUUGAGAACGAAGGGGGCGAGGUGGGCCUGCGCUGCCGCCUGGUGGCUAUGCUGCUGCAUUUCUGCUUCCUGGCCGCCUUCUGCUGGAUGGCCCUGGAGGGUGUAGAGCUCUACUUCCUGGUGGUGCGUGUGUUCCAGGGCCAAGGCCUGAGCACGUGGCACCGCUGUCUGGUUGGCUACGGGGUGCCCCUCCUCAUCGUGGCCAUCUCAGCAGCUGCCAGAAUGGACGGCUAUGGGCAUGCGACCUACUGCUGGUUGGACUUCAGGAAGCAGGGCUUUCUCUGGAGCUUUUCGGGCCCUGUGGUCUUCAUCAUUUUCUGCAAUGCUGCCAUUUUCGUGAUCACUGUCUGGAAGCUCACUAAGAAGUUUUCUGAAAUCAACCCAAACAUGAAGAAAUUAAAGAAGGCGAGAGUGCUGACCAUCACAGCCAUUGCCCAGCUCCUCGUGCUGGGCUGCACCUGGGGCUUCGGCCUGUUCCUCUUCAACCCCCAUAGCACAUGGCUGUCCUACAUCUUUACCCUGCUCAACUGCCUGCAGGGCCUUUUCCUCUAUGUGACGCUCUGCCUGCUCAACAAAAAGGUGAGGGAAGAGUACUGGAAAUGGGCCUGCAUGGUUACCGGGAACAAGUACACAGAGUUCACCUCUUCCACAACAGGCACUGGCACCAGUCAAACACGGACCCUCAGGCCCUCAGAAUCAGGGAUGUGAAGGCAAGUUCCACGCAGGACAGCAGCACAUAUUCAAGGCCGCCAUUUUGCCUUCUGUUUCCGCCAUACUCCCGCCUUUGGCCCCACUUCAGAUAAAGAAGGGAUGUAAACCCAGCAGUGAGUCCUGCAAGAGGGCAAGGGGCCACUGCUCCUGCUUCUGGUUGCCUCUCUGCCUCACCACAGCUAUUGCCUACCAGAGAAACAAAGCCAGACAGCCCAGACCUGCAGCGCACUGCCUGGUACACGGGGCAGGCAGUCCUGGGACAAAAGUGACCCCUUGAAACCUGGGCUCUUGGCCAGGGUGCUGGGUUCAGUGUCUUUAAGCUAAGACUGACAAGGCCAUGGUGGCCACUGAGGACCUGCCUGCUACUGAGGCUCACGGUACAGAGGCCUGGCUGCCCCACAUCCAGGGCAGAGGGUCUCCCAGUUAAAAGACUAGGUUUUGUAAAUUUUUUUAACCUGUAAACCUUUCAAUGCUGAUACACAAAAUUAAAUCUCCUGAUAAAAAA